GACGGCGGUCCCCCUGGGUGCCACCCCGCAGGCAGCAUGAAGCUGAACGAGCGCAGCCUGGCCUCCUACGCCACCAGCCCGGCGCCGGCCGACUCGCAGGGCUUCCUGCUGCAGCGCGGCCGGCACGCGGCCUACCAGCGCCGCUGGUUCGUGCUCCGGGGGAACAUGCUCUUCUACUUCGAGGACGCGGCCAGCCGCGAGCCGGCGGGCGUCAUCGUGCUGGAGGGCUGCACCGUGGAGCUGGUGGAGGCGGCCGUGGAGUUCGCCUUCGCCGUGCGCUUCCCGGACGGCCGCGCGCGCGCCUACCAGCUGGCGGCCGAGAGCCAGGCGGGCCUGGAGCGCUGGGUCAAGGCUCUGUCCCGCGCCAGCGUCCAGUACCUGCGGGUGGUGCUGCGCGAGCUGGAGCGGCAGCUGGCGGCUGUGCAGGCCGGCGCCCCGGCCCCCGUGCCCGCGCCGCGCCGCCUGCGGCCGCCGCCCACCAAGGCCAAGGACAACGGCUGCGCCGUCUGGUACGCCGAGCCCCCCGGGGACCCCCAGGCCCCGCCGCGGCCGCCCCCGCGCCGGCGCACCCUCGCGCCCCCCCAGGGCGCGCCCUUCGCCCAGCUGCACGAGUGGUACGGCCGCGAGGUGGGCGCCCUGCGCGCCUGCUGGCAGGAGAGCCGUGCCCGGCCUUGAGGGGGUCCCCCCUCACUGCGAAAGGCUGCGGGCGCCCAGCCCGGGGCCAGCCGGGUGACCCCCGGUUCAGGGGGCUGGUGC
Messenger RNA from Sorex fumeus (smoky shrew), 756 nucleotides. It is a transcript of the gene PHETA1, whose product is annotated as PH domain containing endocytic trafficking adaptor 1. Bases 37 to 675 code for a protein of 212 amino acids. Gene Ontology annotation, biological process: retrograde transport, endosome to Golgi; receptor recycling; endosome organization. The record is from RefSeq and is a predicted model, not a curated record. The transcript has a single exon. Gene Ontology annotation, cellular component: trans-Golgi network; recycling endosome; early endosome. NCBI's taxonomy places the organism in Eukaryota, Metazoa, Chordata, Mammalia, Eulipotyphla, Soricidae.